This is a messenger RNA of Drosophila obscura, 1506 nucleotides long. It is a transcript of the gene Poxn, whose product is annotated as paired box pox-neuro protein. Gene Ontology annotation, biological process: anatomical structure development; regulation of transcription by RNA polymerase II. The record is from RefSeq and is a predicted model, not a curated record. NCBI's taxonomy places the organism in Eukaryota, Metazoa, Arthropoda, Insecta, Diptera, Drosophilidae. The coding region runs from base 25 to 1482 and encodes 485 amino acids. Gene Ontology annotation, molecular function: DNA-binding transcription factor activity, RNA polymerase II-specific; RNA polymerase II cis-regulatory region sequence-specific DNA binding. The transcript is spliced from 4 exons.
AUCGAUUUCUUCAGCCUUUCAAUCAUGCCACAUACAGGUCAAGCUGGUGUCAAUCAAUUGGGCGGCGUCUUUGUCAAUGGACGUCCCCUGCCGGACUGCGUCCGCCGCCGGAUCGUGGAUCUGGCCCUGUGCGGCGUCCGGCCCUGUGAUAUCUCCCGCCAGCUGCUGGUCUCUCAUGGUUGCGUUUCCAAAAUACUGACGCGAUUCUACGAGACGGGCUCCAUACGACCGGGAUCCAUUGGUGGCAGCAAGACCAAGCAAGUGGCCACGCCCACAGUCGUGAAGAAGAUCAUCCGCUUGAAGGAGGAGAACAGUGGCAUGUUCGCGUGGGAGAUCCGGGAGCAGCUGCAGCAGCAGCGCGUCUGCGAUCCCAGCUCCGUGCCGUCCAUCAGCUCCAUCAACCGCAUCCUGCGCAACAGCGGCCUCUGGACGGACGAGAUGACCUCCAGCCAGCAGAAUGCGGCGGCUGCCGCUGCAGCGGCGGCGGCCCAUCAGGCGGCAGGCGGAGGACCGGGUGGACCAGGAGCUGGCUAUGCCACGCCCUCGCAGCUCUACGGAGGCCCCAAUAACAACAACAACAACAACAGCCACUCGCCCAAGACACAGACACCAGCGGUCACCAAUGCCCCGCCCUCGGCAACAGCCACGCCCACCGGCGGACGUUACGCAAAGCACCCAUCGAUGAUGAUGACCCCCGCCGGAGGGGAGCUACCGCUUAAGCCCGCUCCCAAGCUGCCACCCAGUCAUGGACAUGGACAUGGACACGGACACGGACAUGGACACGGUCUGAGUGCGAGCGUGUCUGGUGGGGGGAUGUCGGUGUCCAGCCAGCUGGGGGGCCUGGAUCUCAGCUACUCGGCCCUGCACAAGCACUGGCUGUGGAACCCCUCGCUGCUGUACUACACGCAGGCGCACAUGCAGGCCCAGGCGGCCGCCACGGGGGCCCAGUUCCUGCCCUACGGCGGUGGCUAUCUGCCCCACGGCAUGGCUGCGGCCGCAGCGGCGGUGGCGGCAGUCGGAGGCGGAGCAUCCAAUGGCGGGGGAUUCACCAAGUCGGAGAGCUCCAUUGAUCUGUCGACGCCCGGCGGCACCGGCGACGCCCUCAGCGACUGUGAUUCGGGCAAGUCCUCGCCGGCAGCACUCUCCCUGAGCGCGGCCCGGGGACAGUUGCUGAGCCACAGCAACAGCCACAGCCACAGCCGGAAGCGGAACCCCUACUCCAUCGAAGAGUUGCUGAAGAAGCCGGAGAAGCGGAUGCGCCUCAAAGGCGAGUCGCAGGCGAGUCUGCUGGAGGGGAAGCGGCGGAGCGAGCACCUGGAGUGCCUCUCCUCCAGCUCGUGCGAGAGCAGCCAGGACGGCUCCUCCGACGAUGUGGUGCUGCAGACGAGUCCUCGCACCACCAUCCUCCUGCCAGAGGACACGAAGGUGGAGGACGAGCAGCAGGAAGAGGAGGAGGACUGCAGCGUGGAGGUCGUCAACUAAGAAGGAGGAGAGUCUCAAUGUCUC